Molecule: messenger RNA, 1941 nt
Organism: Chaetomium globosum CBS 148.51
Lineage: Eukaryota; Fungi; Ascomycota; Sordariomycetes; Sordariales; Chaetomiaceae
Exons: 2
Coding region: 1-1941 (646 amino acids)
Cellular component (GO): nucleolus
Molecular function (GO): nucleic acid binding; ATP binding; RNA helicase activity
Source: RefSeq, a predicted model, not a curated record
AUGCCGCCAGAACAGGUCCGCGCUCGGAAGACGCCCAGGUCGUGGGGUGCCCUCACUCCGAGUCUUGCGCCAUGGAUCCUCGAUUACCUUUCGUCAAUGGGCUUUGAGCAGCCCACGCCGGUGCAAAAAUCAUGUUUCGACAUCUUCCGUGGGAACAAGGAUGUGGUUGUCGAGGCAGUCACGGGGAGCGGGAAAACACUCGCUUUCCUGAUACCGGUGGUAGAGAGACUUCUACGAUCCGAAGACCCAGCAAAGAGACACCACGUUCAGGCCAUCAUCAUCUCCCCUACCAGAGAGCUCGCGUCCCAGAUCUACAACGUCCUCGUGUCCUUCCUCAAGUUCCAUGCGCCAUCUGCCCAUCUCCUGCCGCACGCCAAGGGCGACGAGAAGCGCCCUGCGACAACGGAACCCGUGGUUGUGCCGCAGCUCCUAGUCGGAGGCACGACGAAAGCUGCCGAAGACCUGAGCACCUUUCUCCGUCUGUCGCCAAACAUCCUUAUCGGGACUCCCGGCCGGCUCGCAGAACUGCUGUCCACCCCCUACGUCAAAGCACCCUCUUCUUCGUUCGAGGUCCUGGUCAUGGACGAGGCCGACCGCUUGCUCGACCUCGGCUUCUCCCAAGAGCUUACACGGAUAUUGGGCUACCUCCCGAAACAGCGCCGCACCGGCUUGUUCAGCGCCUCGCUGAGUGAAGCGGUGGAGAGACUUAUCACUGUGGGCUUGCUGUACCCACACAAGAUCACCGUGCGGGUGAAGAGCCUGAGAGAUGGCGGCAUUGUUCAGGAGAGGAAGACCCCCAUGUCAUUACAGAUGUCCUACAUCGUAACACCCGCAAGCCAAAAGAUCCCAGCCUUGUGCCAGCUUCUAGAAAGGCUCGAGCCCCGGCCCUCCCGCUCCAUCGUGUUUUUCUCCACGUGCUUCGCCGUCAAGUACUUUGCCCGCGUCUUGCAUGGGAUCCUCCCGCCGGGCUUCUCCAUUGUCUCCCUCCACGGCAAGCUCGAGCCCCAAGUCCGCGAGAAGAACUUCGAGCGCUUCGUCAACGCCGCCUCCCCGACCGUCCUCCUCACCACCGACAUCGCCGCCCGCGGCCUCGACAUCCCCCAAGUCGACCUCGUCGUCCAGCACGACCCGCCCACGGACACCAAGGUCUUCAUCCACCGCUGCGGGCGCGCGGGCCGUGCGGGCCGCCGCGGCCUCGCCGUCGUCAUGCUCCAACCCGGCCGCGAGGAGGGCUACGUGCAACUGCUCGACGUGCGCCAGACCCCCAUCAGCCCGCUCGCCAAGCCGCCCGUCUCGGUCACGGCCGCCGACGCCGACCUUGCUUCGUCCCGGAUCCGCGCCCAGGCCCGCGCCGACCGCGACAUCUACCAGCUCGCGCAGCGCGCCUUUGUCAGCUGGGCCCGCAGCUACAUCGAGCACCAGGCCACCUCCAUCUUCCGCGUCGCCGACCUCGACUGGGCCGACCUCGCCCAGGGCUACGGCCUGCUGGAGCUGCCCAAGAUGCCCGAGGUCCGCGGCUUGGACCGCUCGCUGGGGCUGGCCAUCGACACGGAGAGCAUCCCGUUCCGGGACGGCGCGCGCGAGAAGAAGCGGCUGGCGGAGCUCGAGCAGUGGAAGAAAGAAAAGGCCGCGCGGGAGGCGCAGCGCGCGAGCGGUGGCGGCGGCGACGCGACGGACCCGUUAAAGCGCAAGAAGAACGAGGCGUGGAGCGGCAAGCACGAGCACGAGGACGUCAAGGCCGCGAGGCGGGAGAAGAAACGCCGGAAGAGGGAGGCCCAGCGCCUGGGCGACAUGACGGAACCGGAGCGGGAGGAACAAAGAAAACUGGAUGAGAUGAUUGCCGAGGUGCGGAGGAGGAAUGCUGAGGCCCCAACACCAGCCGCGCAGGCGGCUGGUAGUGGUGGCGGGGGUGGAGAUGAGUUUGAGGGGUUCGAUGAUUAG